Molecule: messenger RNA, 1405 nt
Organism: Drosophila kikkawai
Lineage: Eukaryota; Metazoa; Arthropoda; Insecta; Diptera; Drosophilidae
Product: RING finger protein 37-like
Biological process (GO): protein polyubiquitination
Cellular component (GO): nucleus
Molecular function (GO): ubiquitin protein ligase binding; ubiquitin-ubiquitin ligase activity
Source: RefSeq, a predicted model, not a curated record
AGCAGGGACAUAUCAGAAAAACUGAACCCAUAUAUUCUGAGCGAGACAUUCCCUUAUGAUGAGCAGCCUCAUUAACUUUCUGAACUCCAAGUUCAAGCCCACCGUGGUGAGUAAAGACGCCUGCGAGGAUGGCUUUACGGCAGGCAAUCUUGUCGCCGAAGAUGCAAGGCAGCUAGAGCGGGGUUUUAAGGGCUCCACCAUCUGCAAACUGCCCGUUGAGAUCGUCUUCGACUUUCCCAAGGCCGUCGACAUGAAGAUCAUCAAGCUUUGGCCCUCCAUCGGGGCCAUGCGCUGCACGGCUUUCGAGCUCUAUGGUCGCCACAAUGGCAACUGGGAGCGUAUAGCCUUCGUAAAGGAUCUGCGCCAUAACGUGGACUCGGUCAUUUUCUGCUACCGAAACGACUACAGCUCCUCCAUCACGGAGCAACCUCACAGCGAGAAGUUGUUCUUCUUGAAGUCAGCUCGCAAGAUUCUGGCCAGCACCAACAGCAUCAAGGUGGUCAUCCUGGCCACCGAAGGCUGUCCGCCGGUGCUGCGUAAGGUGGAGAUGUGGGGUCUGCCCGCCCGCUCACUGGACAAGGCCGACAGAGAGCAGGUGAAAACCAUUUGGAGCGAUAUCCGCGGUUUCUACGGCCAGGACGAUGUCCCACCGAGAAAUUUUGAUCCAACAACCAUUCCCCAGCUAAAGGAGCAGUCCUCAUUAACCAUUCCAGAUAAAUUCCUGGACUCCAUCACCUUGGAGCUAAUGAUGCACCCCACUGUUUUGCCCUCCGGCAAAGUGGUAGACCGGUCCACCAACGACAGGUUUGCCGCGGAGGAGGCCAAGUGGGGCCGCCAGGCAUCGGAUCCUUUCACUGGCCUCGUGUUCAAUGCCGAGCGUAAGGCCAAAAAUAACUUGGACCUAAAGACGCGCAUCGAAGAGUUCCUCAUUAAGCAUUCGGAGCACUUUAAGAUGGUGCCACGUUACCUGGAAGCUUCCUGGAUACGUCGCCACUUCAGGAAGGCAGCUGACAGUCUGAACAAGCAGCAGCAGGCUAAGAAAAGGUCCAACUCCUCAUUGGCUUCUGGAUCACCAUCCUCAUCGCCGGCGGCCAAGAAAGCAAAGCUCAGCCACCAAGGCGAUACCUUGACAUUCAGCAGCGCAUUUACUUCGGCCUCCUCAUCAUCAUGCUCCUCCAUCGACCUGGCCAACCAGCAGGCCACCUCUAGCACCAAAUUGGGUUUACCGGCCAAGUGCAUUAACUGUCGUAGCGCCCAGUUUCACUACGAGAUUCGCACCUGUCGCCACGUGGUUUGCAGGGAUUGUCUGGCUGCACUUUUCCGUUGCCAGGUGUGCGCCUGCAAGUUCUCCUUUCUUGCUGCCGACGUGAAGCGUUACCAAAAUGUUGGAUCCUUAACCAUCUAG